Cynocephalus volans (Philippine flying lemur) is the source of this 3842-nucleotide messenger RNA. RefSeq names its product exostosin like glycosyltransferase 2 (gene EXTL2). The transcript is spliced from 6 exons. The record is from RefSeq and is a predicted model, not a curated record. The coding region runs from base 1336 to 2295 and encodes 319 amino acids. Lineage: Eukaryota; Metazoa; Chordata; Mammalia; Dermoptera; Cynocephalidae. Gene Ontology annotation, cellular component: membrane. Gene Ontology annotation, molecular function: glycosyltransferase activity.
AGGAGGUGGGAACUACGAGGGGGCCCGAGGGGCCCGCCUAGUACCGCCACCUGGACUCAGGAAGAAAAUCCUCAGGAGGCGACCUGCAGACUGAGCUGGCUGAGAGGGCGAGAGCCCGUUCACGCCCACCCUGGGCGCCUACCCCCAGUGUUCCCGGAUGCACUGGCUCCCAGUGCCUGCCCUUUCGCCAUUUCUCCAUCGGCAUGAAUCCUGGAGCGGUAGGUAGCAAUGCUUAAGAGUCCAGGCGGCCUCGUGUUCUCUUGCUGCCACUACGCAGGAAGCGCCAGUGAUGGUUUUGCUGUGUGAACUCUGUGGGCACCCAAAUCCGGGUAGUACAACUCGCUUCCUAAAACAGAGCCUGACCCUCCUGUACUGCCAAGCGGGAGGCGAUCAGUGUCUUUCGAAAGACAGACUCUUAAAAGUACUUAAAAGAAGUCCGUGCUUGAAUUGAGGUUUGAUUAACACAUUGCUUCCCCGACCAUCUCAGCCCGCUGAACCCCCGAAACUAGAAUUCGUGCACGUCCUUUUCGCUUCCAGGUCAUCCACGGGGAGGCAGCCGCCGCCGUAAUUCUUGUCAGACCCUCACUGCCAGUUUCAGGGAAGUGCAUGCAGCUGACUAGUCGGCGGGACGCGAAGGCGUGCGGAGCGCGAGGAGGCGAGCCCAACGGACCUUUUCGGGGAACCUCCUAGUCGGCGGAAACAUUGCUGCGGGCGCCUUUCCGGGCAAUUGUUAGGGUCAGAUCGGGGGUCCGUCAGGUGAAUGAUUAAAAGUUGUUACCUAGAGGAGGAACUGGGGGAAAGGAGGGCUGGCUUUCGGAGGUGGGCUGAAAACUACAAAACGGAGCUUCUUGGGAAUGCCUUUUAGCCCGACAGGAAGUGGAACGUCACCGAAGGGGAGGGGCGGCCACUCGGGGACCGUCUGCUCCGGGCGCUCACUUUGCGGGCGGCGCUUCUUCCAGGUUAUCUCUCGGCGAAUGAGGCAGGGUAGAUGCACGAUGCUUGGUUUAAAAAAAAGACAAAAAUGAGCAAGCGAGAGGCCCCUUCCGUUUUAUGAUACCCAAGCUGCAAGCAAAUAAAUCGGCUGGCCCCUCUGCAAUCUUCUGCACUCGAGUGCCAAGAGAACCUGUUCCUAUCAAUCACUGAGGCCAUAAGGAAAUAUUUUUUUCAAAUUUAACUUUAACACAAUGAGCCAUCUUCUGCCAUAUGAGACCCCUGCAUUGCCAUAAAGCCACCGCCAAAGAAGACCCUCACUAGAUGUGUUCCCUGGACUUUGGAUUUCCCAGCCUCUGAAACUAUAAGCAGUGUUGCCACAUCUGCAAGCUUCCUGGGAAAGUAAUGGGGAUUCGAGUGCUUCGUUUCUCUUUGGUGGUCAUCCUUGUAUUACUACUGGUAGCUGGAGCUUUGACCGCUUUACUUCCCAGUAUCAAAGAAGACAAGAUGCUUACUCUGCGUAGGGAAAUAAAAUCCCAGGGCAAGUCCACCCUGGAUUCCUUUACUCUCAUAAUGCAAACAUACAAUAGAACAGAUCUCUUAUUAAGACUUUUAAAUCAUUAUCAGGCAGUACCACAUCUGCACAAAGUAAUUGUAGUUUGGAACAAUGUUGGGGAAAAAGGACCAGAUGAGUUAUGGAAUUCUCUAGGGCCUCACCCUGUCCCUGUGAUCUUCAAACUACAGACAGCAAACAGAAUGAGAAAUCGACUCCAGGCCUUCCCUGAAGUGGAAACCAAUGCGGUGUUCAUGGUAGACGAUGACACUAUCAUUAGUGCCCAGGAUCUUGUUUUUGCUUUCUCAGUUUGGCAGCAAUUUCCUGAUCAAAUUGUGGGAUUCGUUCCUAGAAAGCAUGUCUCUACUUCAUCAGGUAUCUACAGUUAUGGAGGUUUUGAACUACAAAUACCAGGGUUUGGAAAUGGUGACCAGUACUCGAUGGUGCUGAUUGGAGCUUCAUUUUUCAAUAGCAAGUAUCUUCAACUGUUUCAGAGGCAACCCACAGCCGUCCAUGCUUUGAUAGAUGAAACUCAAAACUGUGAUGAUAUUGUCAUGAAUUUUCUCAUUGCCAAGCACAUUGGGAAGACUUCAGGGAUAUUUGUGAAACCUGUGAACAUGCGCAAUUUGGAAAAAGAAACCAACGGUGGCUAUUCUGGAAUGUGGCAUCGAGCUGAGCACUUUCCUCAGAGGUCUUACUGUAUAAAUAAGCUUGUUAAUAUCUAUGAUAGCAUGCCCUUAAAAUACUCCAACAUUAUGAUUUCCCAGUUUGGUUUUCCUUAUGCCAACCACUUAAGUAAAAUGGGAAAGUAAAACAAACAAAAACAAAUGGGAAAACUGCUUGGUAUUUGAACACCUUCUUCAUGCUAUGUAGUUUUUUUUGUUGUUGUUGUUGUUUUUAAGCUACGUUAUGGACUUUCAUCUACCCUAGAAGUCUCUAUAAUAGAAAAAAUAUGCAGCUCUUCUAAGAUAUAAAAUUCAUGUUAACUUCAAAAAACAAAAUUCAUGUUAACUUCAAAAACCAAAAAGUUGAACUUAUUCAUAUAGACAGACCUUCUUGUGAAGAGUUUUCAUCCAGGGAUAUAAUUCCUCGGUCAGCAGUUUAUUGUUUACAUCUUAAGACUGCUCUACAAUUUCUUUGACUCAUGACAUUUGCCUUAAAGGACCUACAGCAAGCUGUUUUCCAGGAUCAGAAACUCAAGAGUCUUUUCUCAGCUUUUUCACUAAAGGUUGAUUGUUUCAAUUUGAAGCCUGAAAUGCCUCUUUAGCAAAAGCCUGUGGUAUAGGGAAAAGCCAUGUGAGGAGAGGAUAGUCUCAAUCCCAUAUGAAAACAAGAAGAAAAUUUGUGGCUACCAGUCUUCCCUUGUGGCCCUUGCAACCAGCUCUUCCAGGACUAACUCAGCCCGGCAUGGUUUUGAUGCAACUAUCAGUGCUUUUAUUUUUAAGUCUGUUGUGCCUGGGGCGUUCAUUUUAGGAGCUGAAGGACAACUAGUUGUUUGCUUGAUUUUUGUUUACUGCAUGGAUCAUAAAAACGCAGCCUGUGUUUCUUAUAUGCAGCAAAGAGAAAAUGUGUUACUAGAUUCAGAUAGUGUAUAUUGUCACUGAAUCUAACCUUAAGAAUGUACAUUCUUAUAUUUUACAUAAAGUAUGUGUUGUUUAAGAAAUGUGUAUAAAAUAGAUUUUGAAAGAAUGAUUAAGGAGAAACUGAUAGAAGUUAAAACCCUUAGUAUUAAAAGAUCUUUAUUGUUAAAGCGUAGGUUAUUCUCAUGGCUUCUAAAAAGGCGUGUGUAUUACACACAAAGUCAAAUGCUUGUAUUUAGAACAUAUUUUUUUCCCACAAAAAUAUUUUUUCCACAGUACUAUUCAUCAUGAUGAAAUUUCAAUUACAUAGAUACAAGAAAAAAUAAGAACUGAGUCAUAGCAAAAGAAUUCUAUAGUCUGUAUUAGUGUGUUGCCCACUCUCUGUUAUGCGAAUUAGUAUAUGUUUUCCACCCAUUGUCUGUGUUUAGUCCUUGUUCACUACUGGGGGCAAAGACUACUUGCCUCUGUCUGCCACCCUCUCUUCUACCCUCUCCUCUCCCGCCUCCUUACAUCAUGCCAGUAUAUUCUCAAAAUUGCAGUCGUGAGAAUAUUAAAAUAAUCAUGGUUAAUGUUUCAGUAAUGAGGUCUUUGUGCAGUUAGUUCAGUAUAUGUUGUUUUUUACAUUAAAGUGUGUGUGUAUCUUAGUGCAGUCAGAUAAAACAGCCAAAAGAACUUGGAACCUCACUAAAAAUCAAUAAUGUCAAUUAUCUGCUUUGUCCAACCUUAGUGGUACUUUUCUUGCAUCUUGGGAUUCUGCUGGCAGAUAAAUAAACUUUUAC